AGAGAGCGAGCGGCCAGACACAGCCCUCUCUCUCUGCCCCACCGAGAAGAAUAAAACCCCACAAAGCUCUCCACUUAUCAGUCUCAAGACAGCACAACUAAACCUUUUUCACCUCAUCAGACAAAUACAAUUUCUUGGUUUGUCUUUCAGAGCAGGGCAGGGAAGGCCUCACCCAAUGACUGUAGGGACCAGUGAGGGAGUCUUCAUGUAUGCCGUGGAAUAUUAUUUCUAAGAGGAUGGUCAGUGCGUUGAUUUACGGUCUUCUGAGCUGCUGUGUGUGUGUAGGAUUGAAAGAGUGAGUUUAUUUAUACAUGUGAGUGUGAUUGUAUCCCAUCACCAUGGCCUCGAUGAGGGUGACCUUGGAGAAUCAACUCCACAGUGCACAGAAGAACCUGCUGUUUCUGCAGCAAGACCAUGCCAACACACUGAAGGGUCUUCAUGCUGAGAUCCGCCGUCUACAACAGCACUGCACAGAUCUAACAUAUGAGCUGACAAUGAGGAGCUCUGAUGCAGGCGAUGAUGGUGAGGCACGCUGCAGAGAGCUACACCAGCGCUGUGAGGAACUGGAGGUUCAGCUGAAGGCCAAAGAGCAGGAAAACACAGAGCUUCUGCGGGACCUGGAACAGAAGAACGCCAUGAUCUCUGUUCUGGAGAACACCAUCCGUGAGCGAGAGAAAAAAUAUCUCGACGAGCUGAAGUUGAAGAGCCACAAGUUGGCCGUGCUGUCUGGAGAGUUAGAGCAGAGAGCCAGCACCAUCGCCUACCUCACCUCCCAGCUCCACGCUACCAAAAAGCGCCUUCUCACCGGGGGAGCAUCAGGCGUGAGCCCGUCCGUCAGCCCCGUUGGCACUUUCAAACCAACCCCUCCACCCGCUCCUGCGCCAUCGGGAAAUGAAAAAGACAUCCGCCAACCCGAUACACCUCGCAGGCGCAUGCGCAAAAGUCUUUCGCAGCCACUGCACUCCGAAUACACAGAGCUGUAUCGAACGGGUGCCACGGACGGCCGCAGGGUGGUACUGAGAGAUUCCCUAGAUUCAAUGCCGGAUCCCACACCGUUCCUGCAGGCCAGAGAGCCGGCUGCCCCCGUAGAGUCUCAGCCGGUGGUGCGGGAACGCCCUUCUGUGAUCCCACCCAUUGUUUCUUCCACACCCCCUGCACCAUCAAGCCCCGCCCAUAUCCCGGUCCCCCCCAGCCCCAGGAAUAGUCCGGCACGGGAGGGGUCUCUUUCCCGUGCUAACGCGCAUAUAGGAGUAGCACAUCGGAUCCACCGCUCACCCUCAGCAGGCGGAGACCGGCCACCGGCGGAGGUGGAGACCCUCGCCGUAGACCAAGUCAAUGGGGAACAGGUGGUCCGAAAACGCUCGGGCGCAGACAGAACUGUUUAAACUGAUGCAUUUUAACAUCCCUCAAAUACAGAUAGAAGUAUAUAAACAUAGGUGUAUUAAGACCAAUGCAGUAUAUGCAGAACUCUUUGACUGUGAAAACGCAUACAGACAUGCUCAGAUCAUCAACAUACCUCUGACAGAAACAAUAAACACUGCUGAUUUAAAACAAAUAACAAACACAGCACAACAAUGGGUGAACAACAUACACUGGCACACUGAAUUGAAUUGAUUGAAUUAAGUUUUCUUAAAAUGAAAUUUUUUGUUUGAUCUUCAUAAUUCAAUUAGGUCACUGGUUAAGCAUGAUUGAAUACAUUUUUCUUAAAAUGAAAUUAACAUUAAUUCAAUGAAUUCAAUCAUGUGAAACCGGUGUCCACAAGUUUUUAUUUCAGUGUAUUUGAACAAGUAAGAUUUAAGCAAGUACUGUUAUUACCCAGACAGCAGACGACUCCGGGAUGCUGACUUUAGCGCGGAUCUGGUGUGGAAUCAUCUGUUAACGCAAAGGAAUAUAACUGUGUUUCUUGGAGAAAGAUUAAGAGUGUGCAAGAUCUACUGUAUGUCCUGCUUUUGCUACUUUUUAUGCAACACUGUAAGAAAAAAAAAUGACUUUUGUUCGCGAUCAUUUUAAGAACUUUUUGUCUGGUCUCAUUCAAGGAAAACUGUGAGCAUGCCAAAUGUUUCUUUCUCUUGCUCACUUGCAGCAUCUUCUUUGCACUUUGGAUUCCUCUUUUUUGUUUUUCUUUGUUUAGUUUUAGUCCACAUGCAAUACAAAAUCCCACAUGCACACAUAUUGCCAAACCCGUCAUAGCCUGCUGAUUUAACGUGCUGUAAUGCAUAUUCAUAUCUACUUAUAUUUAUUCAUAAGCACUGCAGUGGUACUGGAAUCUUCAGCUCUCCUCACGCUCUAAUGUGAAAGUCUCUUAUUAA
Molecule: messenger RNA, 2309 nt
Organism: Paramisgurnus dabryanus
Lineage: Eukaryota; Metazoa; Chordata; Actinopteri; Cypriniformes; Cobitidae
Source: RefSeq, a predicted model, not a curated record